AUGGAGAACAUGAGUACACUCUUGGUUGACCUUUUGUCUCUAUUCUUAUGUGACUUAGGUCCUCACAAAAAUAGCACAAUAUGCAUUAGCAAGUAUGCAGCCGUAAAUACAAAUGAUUUUAAUACCAAGAUUAUUGCGGAUGUUACACAUUCGUUUACAUCAAAGGCUAGGUUGUUGCAAAAUAUAAACAAAGACUGCAAAUUGUCUUACUCAAAUGAAGCGUCAUAUACUACUUUUGAAGGCAAAACAAGGCUUUUCAACUUUGUCUUGGCUCCCUUACCGUAUCCCUUGAGGAUUUAUGAAAGAUGUAAAGCGUUUACACCAAUCUUUGCUCAGUUAAUUGAUGAAAUGUGCUCGCACUUGGAUGAAUUGGAUGAGUUAUUCUCGCCAAUUACUUCUGUGGAUCCUUUUGUAAAGGGUUUACUGGAGAUAUCUAGGGAAGUGUAUGGGCCUAAUGGGAGGGACUACAACAAGGACAUUAGAGUAUACAUUAACAGAGCUGAUUACAUACUCCAUUCUGAAGAAAUCGCACAACAAUCAAACUCAAAAACUAGCAAUGAGGAACUAACAUACUGCAGAUAUUGUCUUUAUGACUACUGCAUGUGUAAUGAUAGGGAGCAAGUUACAUUUAAUAAUUUCGGAGACUCUCCUGAACCUGAUCACAAGAAACUAUCCGCUGAACUUGUACCAAAAUUGGUGGAAAUUAAUACGAUAGCGACGUCGUUUUCUCACGCAUCCGAAUUUAUUUUCGACCUUCACAAAGAGCUUAUUGAUAGUCACAAACAAAGGGAGAAAUUAACGAGAAAUACGGAAAUGACACAUACUGAAAACUACCCAAUUCUGUCCUACGUAAGAACCAUUAUAUCCGCGCAUGAUUUAUACCUCUCAAGAUAUCCUCCCAUCUUUGGAAAGGAAAAAACGUGCGUGCUACUUCUAGUGGAUGACUAUCUCUUGGAUGAUUUUGAUAUUUAUCCAAUCUCCAACCUCUAUAAGGAGCAUGGAGUAGUGACAAAGAUUGUACAUGUAGAAGACUUGUGCAAUUUGAUGAGGCAGAGGAAGUUACUUUUGGUAAAUGAAUGGGAGGUUGAAGAUGGAUCUGUGAGAUUUACACGAGUAUCAACUUACUAUACAGAAAAGAAACCUGGAAGACUUAUUCUACUCAAUAAUGAACUUGAUGAUUCCGCAACAUUAAAAGACUUUACGGGUUGCUACGAAGUGAGCGUAUUGUAUUACAGAACUUGGUAUGACCCUAGUUGCAUCGAAUCAUAUAAAGAUGCUUGGAGUUUACGUUUGCUUUGUGAAUACUCCGAUGCAGUAAAGGUUCCAUCAGCACCCGCACAACUUGCUUCGUCAAAGAGAGGACAGAUGAUAUGGAGUGACCCAAAACAUAUAGAUCGUCUACUUGCUUCUCACAAAAAGAGAGUAAAGGGGGAAGCCUACAAUGAGGAACUUUUAGAUGCCGUAAAGGAGACUUACAUUUUGCAGGUUGAUCCAUCCCUUGACGUCAACGCUGAAAUUGUAAAUGACGCUAUACAGAAUCCUCAUAGAUAUGUUUUAAAAUCGCAACGAGAAGGAGGAUUUGGAGUUGUAUACAACAGUGACAUUUCAGAUGCACUUUCCAGGGGUAUCGAGAAUAAAGGGGAUGUUUCUCACUACGUGCUCAUGAAACGAAUCAUUCCUCCUACGCAACCAUCCUUAUUCGCCAGAAAUUUAAAUGACGAGACUUUCGAGGUUGAACUCCACAAUAGCAUUACCGAACUUGGUAUAUUUGGUUUUGCUGUAUACGAUGGUAAUGUCUGCAAAUUUAACGACACUGAUGGUUAUCUGGCGAGAACAAGAUCUGAGUUUACCAAGGGAAACGUGUGUAUAGAUAUGGGAUUUAUCAACUCUCUGGUAUUUUACUAG
Molecule: messenger RNA, 1905 nt
Organism: Theileria equi strain WA
Lineage: Eukaryota; Apicomplexa; Aconoidasida; Piroplasmida; Theileriidae
Product: glutathione synthetase, putative
Exons: 1
Coding region: 1-1905 (634 amino acids)
Biological process (GO): glutathione biosynthetic process
Cellular component (GO): cytosol
Molecular function (GO): glutathione synthase activity; ATP binding; glutathione binding
Source: RefSeq, a predicted model, not a curated record